CUUACAAUGCAGUCACUAUUCUCAGUUCUCAGAGAUGCAGCACACAGUCACAGCGAUCGAGGGAUCGUAUCCUAUCCCGAUGGGGUAUGCGACAGCGAGAAGGCGACCCGGAUUACCUACCGAGAGCUCCACCGUCAUGCAUCGACCAACAGCACAAAGAUUCGGCAACGGAACGGCUAUGCGCCCGGCCAGAUAGUCCUACUGCAUCUGGGUCCGAACAACCAUCUCGACACAAUCAUCUGGUUCUGGUCCCUCAUCUAUGCCAACUGCAUACCAGUCAUGUCUACCCCUUUCCCACAAGAUCAGGGUCUUCGCCUGAAGCACUUGCACCACUUGCAGACAUUAUUGCAAGAUCCAGUUUGCCUCACCAGACAGACCCUGAUAGACGAGUUCCCAACUGAUCUCACAAUUCCACUCGAGACCAUCGAACAAUUCCAAGAUAUCGACUCCGAGUCACCGACCGAGGCCGCACUUCCGGCUCCAACAAGCGAAGCCCCAUCUGACAUCGCCAUUCUAAUGCUCACCUCCGGCAGCACGGGCCCAUGCAAAGCCGUGGGUCUAACGCACCAGCAGAUCCUCUGCUCCCUGAAGGGUAAAUGCGCUGCGUUACCCUUACGGACUAGACAAAGUGCCUUCCUCAACUGGAUCAGCCUAGACCACGUCGGAAGUUUGAUCGAGAUCCAUUUCCACGCGCUACUUGCCGGCGUCGAUCAAGUGCAUGUGUCCCCGAGCGACGUGAUUCAAUCCCCGCUGUGGUUCUUGAAGCUCCUAGAGCAACACCAAGUCGCAAGGACGUUCGCACCGAACUUCUUCCUGGCGAUGCUGGCACGCACGCUAGAUGCGACCGCAGUGGGAAGCGCCACGUUCUUCGACCUCCAGCACCUGCAGUAUAUCGUAAGCGGCGGCGAAGCGACUGGGGUCAGUGUCUGUACGCGGUUGAGCGCGUAUCUUUCCCGCUGCGGGGCGGCGGAGAACUGCAUCGUGCCGGGGUUCGGCAUGACGGAGACUUGCGCGGGGUGUAUUUACAACCCAGGGUUUCCGGGGUAUGAUCAGCGGCACGGAUACGAAUUCGCGUCCCUGGGUUCGUGCAUCCCCGGGGUCGAGAUGAGGAUUGCGUCCGCCGUACCGGGGCAGGUUGGUGAUCUGGAGGUGAGGGGGCCUAUUGUCUUCGCAGGGUACUUCAACGAUCCCGAAGCGGCGGCGGAGGCCUUCCAGCCUGACGGGUGGUUUCGGACGGGAGACACGGGGUUCCUGGAUGCAAACGGGUACCUCAACCUCGCUGGGCGGACAAAUGACCUGAUCUCCAUCAACGGGGUCAAGCAUAAUGCAUUAGCACUUGAGGUCGGCCUGGACGAAGCGCAACUCCCCGGAAUGAUUCCGGGUGAGGUGGUGUGCUUUGCGCAUCGCGGCCCGGGGGUGGACACUGAGCAGGUAUAUGUUGUCUACGCGCACAGCUACAGCUCGCACGACGCGAGGGCGCGUUAUGAGACGCUGACGGCAAUCAGCCACAAGGUCUCGCUCAUGACCAACACAAAGCCGUGCGUCCUCCCUCUACCUGCCCUCGAGCGAUCAUCGCUGGGGAAGGUAUCCCGGUCGAAGCUGCGAUCCCAGAUCGCCUCGGGGGUGUAUACGAGGGAGCAAGAGCUGGACGCAGCGCUUCUCCAAGCCCAUCGACAAGCCACGUAUUGUCCUCCCAGAACCGAAACGGAGAAGACCGUCAUCCGAAUCCUUUCGAACAUCAUCCCGGAUACCGACCCCGACAAUCUGGGUGUCACCGCCAACCUCUUCAAGCUGGGUCUCACCUCCCCAAUUCUCGUCCAAAUUCAACGCCAACUGCAAGAUCAAUUUCCGUUAGACGAACCUCUUCCCUUGGCUACUAUCAUGGCCCAUCCCACAGUCCAGGACCUCGCUACAGCCUGCCAAAAAGCCACCACACACGAAUAUAACCCGGUGGUGACCCUGCAGCCGCACGGCGCCAAGCCCCCGCUCUGGCUCAUCCACCCCGCCGCGGGCGAAGCCCUCGUCUUUCUCAACCUCGCCCACCUCAUCCGCGACCGCCCAGUCUACGCCUUCCGAGCGCGCGGCUUCCAUCGCGAGGAACCCUUCUUCACGAGUCUGGACGAGUGUGUCACAACCUACCACGCCGCAAUGAAGAAGCUCCAGCCCGAGGGCCCCUACGCGAUCCUCGGGUACUCGUACGGCGCGAUGGUCGCCUUCGAGCUGGCCAAGACCCUCGAGGCCGAGGGCAGUGAGGUGCGGUUCCUGGCGAGUCUCAACCGGCCGCCGUAUGUGAGUCCGCGCCUGCGCCAGGAGGCUGUAGAAAUUGUGCUUCCGCAUGUUGAUCAUACGCGGAUGGUUGAGUUGGGGCUGGAUGACAGGAGUCUUUCGAGGUGGAUUGACGUGGCGUUUAGCCUACAGGAGAUUGGCAGGGAGUAUCGGCCGGGCGGGACGGUGGCGCAUAUGGAUGUUUUUCACUGCAAGCCCUUGGACUUCUUGAAUGUGGGUAAAGAGGAGUGGUUGCGGCGGCUGGCGGCUUGGGAGGAGUUUUCGAGAGAUGGGGGCGAGUACUAUGAGGUUCCGGGCGAGCAUCACUCGGUUUUAGGAGUAGCACAUGUUCAGCGAUUCUUUGUUAGGCUGGUCGAGGCCCUGGCUGCACGUGGGCUUUAG
This is a messenger RNA of Aspergillus fijiensis CBS 313.89, 2667 nucleotides long. RefSeq names its product acetyl-CoA synthetase-like protein. The transcript is spliced from 2 exons. The record is from RefSeq and is a predicted model, not a curated record. Lineage: Eukaryota; Fungi; Ascomycota; Eurotiomycetes; Eurotiales; Aspergillaceae. Gene Ontology annotation, molecular function: CoA-ligase activity. Gene Ontology annotation, biological process: biosynthetic process; secondary metabolic process. The coding region runs from base 7 to 2667 and encodes 886 amino acids.